AUGGGGGACGCAGAUGAUAUGUGUCCCAUUUGCCGGUCAAGUCGGUACUUGAAUCCGGAUAUGAAGUUUUUGGUGAAUCCAGAGUGCUACCACAAGAUGUGUGAGUCUUGCGUCGACCGCAUAUUCAGUGUAGGGCCUGCACCGUGCCCAUAUGUGGGAUGCGGUAAGACACUACGAAAAGGACGGUUUAAAACCCAGGUUUUUGAUGAUCUCAAAGUCGAGCGAGAGGUCGAUGUGCGUCAGCGUAUUGUCAAGAUUUUCAAUCGACGUGAAGAUGCUUUUGAUACCGAGGCUGAGUACAAUGAUUACUUGGAGGAAAUUGAAGGGCUGAUUUUCGCCAUUGCCCAAGGUAGUGCGGCCGAACGGGAAGAGGCCGAACAACGAGUCUCAGAAUACGAAAAGCUGCACAAACAGGAGAUUAUCCAAAACGCGUUACAGCAGAAGCAGGACGACGUGUAUGCUGAAGAACAAGCCGCCAGCGAUGCCGAGCACCAACGGCGAUUACGACUACUAGCGAUAGAACUGCAGCAGCAAGAAGCUGAACUGGCGGCUCAGCAAGAAAAAGAGACGAUUGAGGCGCUGGAGGCCGGCAAAACAAGCGAGCAAGCCGUGCGGGAAGCCAGAGAACGGGCCCAACUGCGAGCCGAGCAGCUACGCCAGCAGUUUGAGCUGGAACUGUCACGGCCCCGCCGGGCAAUUACCAGGAAAGGAGCAGCGGCUGCACAUGCCUCGGCCGCCCGCACUCCCUUCACACCGUUUGUGGGAGACCGGCAGAUGGAGUACUUGUUUAGGCAAGCCGAAGAGUACCUCGACCCCACAAUGGAGCGAGCCAACGAACCUGCGGUGCGGGCAGGAGGAUUCACUGCGGCGCUGGCGCAACAGGAAGCUCUCAAGCUGGCGUUCAUGUCUCUGGAGGUCGACAUCCAGACCGAAAAGGCUACUGCGAUUGCCGUAUAA
Molecule: messenger RNA, 957 nt
Organism: Wickerhamiella sorbophila
Lineage: Eukaryota; Fungi; Ascomycota; Dipodascomycetes; Dipodascales; Trichomonascaceae
Product: RNA polymerase II transcription factor B subunit 3
Exons: 1
Coding region: 1-957 (318 amino acids)
Biological process (GO): positive regulation of cyclin-dependent protein serine/threonine kinase activity; regulation of transcription by RNA polymerase II; nucleotide-excision repair
Cellular component (GO): transcription factor TFIIH holo complex
Molecular function (GO): cyclin-dependent protein serine/threonine kinase activator activity
Source: RefSeq, a predicted model, not a curated record